Molecule: messenger RNA, 1155 nt
Organism: Ceraceosorus guamensis
Lineage: Eukaryota; Fungi; Basidiomycota; Exobasidiomycetes; Ceraceosorales; Ceraceosoraceae
Exons: 3
Coding region: 140-1111 (323 amino acids)
Biological process (GO): lipid homeostasis
Cellular component (GO): membrane
Source: RefSeq, a predicted model, not a curated record
CGUGCAGCGAGCCUUUUUCUUCUGUGUGGGAGAUUCAUCUUGACAGGCAAGCUUACAGGGAGAGCGUUCGCAGUGUGGCGCACGGCAACACGGUGCAUCCUCAUCAUCAUCACACCAUCGCAUCGGAUCAGAGAUCAGGAUGAGCAGGGAAGCAGGUAAGAUACCGGGUGCUUCAUCGCCGCCCCCUUCCUCGCAUCCGCCGCAGCAGCAGCCAGAUGAAGCUCGAGGAGCGCAGCAAAAGCCGAGCACAUGGCUCGUCUCUGCACGCCGAACGAACGUCUGGCUGAGACGCAUCUCUCACUUGUCCGCUUCCGCAUUCGGCGUGUUUGUGAUCGUACACAUCAGCGCACCCGUCGUCGCUGCCAUAGCGCCACCCAACUCUGCGCAAGAAUGGGCAGGCAAGACGAUGCUUCUGGGAAGAGUGUAUUAUCAGGGCGCAUGGUCUGAGCCUGUGCUGGUCUGGGCAAUGCUCGGAGCGCACAUCAGCUCUUCGCUGUCCAGGCGGCUAUUGAGAUCCACCGCUUCGACCACCUCUCCCGUCACCCAGCGAUUCAAGGCACCCUCAUCGCAUACCACCAGCGCUAUCAUCCUCCUACCCCUCCUCGCGCUUCAUUCCCUCACCACUCGUCUGAUGCCCGCACGAAAAGGGAUAUCCGAAGUGCUGGAUCAUUCUUUCGUAGCCAGGGGGUUCCAAACAUGGCCCUUGCUCAAUUGUUGCUCGUAUGCGGCCCUGUUAGGAGCCAUGCUGAUUCACAGCAUAGGUGGCGCACGUCGCAUCUACUCGACAUGGAGACCGACCCUGCGCUAUUGGAGACCCGGCCGUGACUCGAAAGCUGCUGCUGCUGCGUCAGAUGCGCUGCUGGAUCCAGCAGCGCGCAAAGACGAAAGAGGAGCGCGAGCUCUGGCGAGAAAGAUGGAUGCGCGCAUCAAUGGCAAGAGGAGGAGGGACGCCACGCUGCUUGGAGGAGGUAUCGCCUCGCUUUGGCUAGCUCUGGGAUUGACAAGGAUCGUAGCCGACGGCGCAGAUGUGGGACCGGUCAUGUUGGAAAAGUACGACGCUUGCUAUCUGGCUGUAUGGCCUUACAACGUAGUGCGCCGAGUCGGACGCUAGAAGCUCAUCGAUCAUCGAUUGAGCCAGAUCCUCUUUGCCGACGC